AGAAAGCAGACCAUUUUAGAUAAAUACAAGCCACUCUUACUUUAUGCACAGGAAAAACCAUAUCCAUGGCCUUAUCUUCUCAUGCAGCUUUAGUCCUCACCACCGCUCAAUCCUCGAAACCUUCCAUUCCAAAGUCCCACUGCUUUCCGCCUCCUCGAACUGCCUUUCGUUUUCCAGUCCCAGCCAUUAAUCCCAGCACCUACAACCUUUCAAGCACCUCGCACCCUGAGAAAUGGAGAGCCAAAAUUUCUUUCUUUCCUGCUUUCCUGAAAAAAGGCAAAGAUGCCAAGACUCUCAAGGAGGAGCUGCUUGAAGCCAUUGCGCCCCUGGAUCGCGGAGCAGAUGCCACUUUCGAAGACCAGCAAACAGUUGAUCAGAUUGCUCAAAAACUUGAAGCACUUAACCCAGUAAAGGAACCCCUCAAAUCUAAUUUACUCGAUGGCAAAUGGGAGCUUAUCUACACUACUUCAAGAUCAAUUUUGCAGACCCAGAGACCCAAAUUUCUAAGAUCGAGUGCAAACUACCAGGCGAUCAAUUUGGAUGUACUUAGGGCCCAGAAUAUGGAAUCUUGGCCAUUCUUCAACCAGGUGACGGCAGAUUUAACACCUCUGAAUGCAAAGAAAGUAGCUGUAAAGUUUGAUUAUUUUAAAAUCGGAGGCUUAAUACCUGUUAAGGCACCUGACAGAGCUCGCGGUGAAUUGGAAAUCACAUACUUGGAUGAAGAAUUGCGGGUAUCAAGAGGUGACAAAGGAAACUUGUUCAUCCUGAAAAUGGUGGAUCCAUCUUACCGAGUUCCUGUUUGAUUAGUGUGUAGUUUCUUGGUCACGAAAGAGUGGACCGAAUUUUGCAACUACUGCUGAUCUGCUUAAAACACAGUUUUGGUCAUAUCAUUAGCUAGUUUCCUUGUUGUAUACUAUAUAUAAAGGCUACAGAAAAAUGCUCAAGGGCUUGCUGAAAUUCCCUGGCAGGCUUAGGUUUGGCACACAACGUUAACUACUGCAUGCAUGUACACAAGUUAUGGACAACUCAUUUCAUAUU
Juglans microcarpa x Juglans regia is the source of this 1038-nucleotide messenger RNA. Its product is annotated as probable plastid-lipid-associated protein 4, chloroplastic. Lineage: Eukaryota; Viridiplantae; Streptophyta; Magnoliopsida; Fagales; Juglandaceae. The record is from RefSeq and is a predicted model, not a curated record. Bases 66 to 803 code for a protein of 245 amino acids. The transcript is spliced from 6 exons.